Messenger RNA from Strigops habroptila (Kakapo), 3371 nucleotides. RefSeq names its product protein NYNRIN-like. Gene Ontology annotation, biological process: proteolysis; viral process; DNA integration. Lineage: Eukaryota; Metazoa; Chordata; Aves; Psittaciformes; Psittacidae. The coding region runs from base 75 to 3371 and encodes 1098 amino acids. The transcript has 3 exons. Gene Ontology annotation, molecular function: nucleic acid binding; aspartic-type endopeptidase activity; RNA-DNA hybrid ribonuclease activity. The record is from RefSeq and is a predicted model, not a curated record.
CCCCACCAGAGUCGGAACAAGGGUCUCCCCCUCUUCCUAGACGCGUAACUAGAAGUCAAAAAGGGGCAGCUCAGAUGUACCCCCUAAGGGAAAUACCCAUGGGGGGACCUCAACCUGUGAUCGGAUAUAUUUCCGUACCCCUAAACUCGGCUGACCUACGAGAUUUUAAAAGAACCGAAAUGGGAAACUUAAUUGAGGACCCACUGGGAGUGGCAGAAAGAUUAAAUCAAUUUUUGGGACCAAACCUUUAUACUUGGGAUGAGAUGCAAUCUAUCCUUGGUCAAUUAUUUACUACCGAGGAAAGAGAUAUGAUUAGACGAGCAGGAAUGAGACUGUGGGAUGCUCAACAUGCCCAGGGACCCCAAGCAGAGAGUCAGGGGCUCUAUAUCUUAGGGGACCGGAGUCAUCAUGAGCCCUUGAUAAAAUUAAAAAUAGGUCCCCAUAAACAAGAGUUCACCUUUUUAGUAGACACUGGGGCUGAGAAAUCAACUAUUAAGCAAAUACCUGAGGGAUGUAAAGUUUCCCCUGAAAAGGUACAAGUAAUUGGGGCAAAAGGAGAACCCUUUAAAGUAAGCAAAAUCAAAAAUGUGGUAUUCGAAACUGAAAAUAAAUUUGGAAUGGGUGAACUCUUGCUCGUCCCUGAAGCAGAAUUUAAUCUGUUAGGACGAGAUUUAAUUGUUGAAUUGCAAUUAGAAAUUAAAGUGAAAAAUCAGGAGCUAACAGUGUCUGCUUAUCCUUUAACCGUGGAUGAUCAAAAACAAAUUAACCCCGAUGUCUGGUACUCUCCGGACACAAUUAGUAGACUGAAAAUCCCACCGAUUAAAAUCCAACUUUCCGAACCCCACAUACCUGUGAGGGUAAGGCAAUAUCCCAUAUCCCUAGAAGGACGGAGGGGAUUAAAACCAGAAAUUGAUCGAUUGUUAGCACAAGGAAUCUUAGAGCCUUGUAUGUCACCCUUUAACACCCCCAUUCUGCCUGUAAAGAAACCAAAUGGGAAAUAUCGACUCGUACAUGAUUUAAGGGAAAUAAACAAAAGAACUAUCACCCGAUUCCCUGUAGUAGCAAAUCCAUACACACUGCUAAGCAAGCUAGGACCCCAUAACUCCUGGUAUAGUGUGGCUGACUUAAAGGAUGCCUUUUGGGCCUGUCCACUGGCAGAAGAAUGCCGUGAUUAUUUUGCCUUUGAAUGGGAAGACAUAGAGACAGGCCGUAGACAGCAAUUGAGAUGGACUGUGCUUCCCCAAGGGUUCACUGAGUCCCCUAAUCUGUUUGGACAGGCCCUGGAAGAGCUCUUAAAAGAAUACCAGGUACAAACGGGAAACGUGCUGUUACAGUAUGUAGAUGAUCUGCUCAUAGCAGGGAAUAAUAAGGAGGAUGUAAGGAAAGAAAGCAUUCGACUCCUAAACUUUCUUGCACAAAAGGGACUACGAGUAUCACAAGAAAAGUUACAAUUUGUGGAGGAAAAAGUGAAAUAUUUGGGGCAUUAUUUGUUUAACGGCAAGAAGAUAUUGGAUCCAGAGCGCAUUAAAGGAAUUCUGGAAUUACCUAUGCCUGUCACUAAGAGGCAAAUUCGGCAGGCAUUAGGGCUAUUUGGGUAUUGUAGGCAAUGGAUAGAGAACUACAGCUUUAAAGUUAAAUUUUUAUAUGAACAACUGUCUAAAGACAAAAUACCCAAGUGGACCCCUCAGGAUCAAGAGCAGUUUGUCAGUCUCAAAAGGGGGCUAAGUCAAGCACCGGUUUUAAGCCUACCAGAUUUAAAGCGGCCAUUCCAUUUAUUUGUUAACAUACAUGAAGGAACGGCAUUCGGAGUAUUAACUCAGGAAUGGGCCGGACAAAAGAAACCGGUGGCAUACCUAUCAAAGCUGUUGGACCCUGUGAGCAGGGGUUGGCCGAGUUGUUUACAAAUCAUUGUUGCUGCUGCCUUAUUACUUGAGGAAACGAAUCGCAUUACCUUUAAUGGAGAAGUUAUCUUAUAUGCGCCUCAUAACAUCAGGGGAGUGUUACAACAAAAAGCAGAAAAAUGGCUUACAGAUAGCCGAUUAUUAAAGUAUGAGGGAAUACUUAUAGAAUCCCCUAAACUAUCUUUGAAAACUAUUGGAGCAGUUAACCCCGCUGAAUUUUUGUACCCAGGAGAAGGUAAUGAACUAUUGCACAAUUGUUUUCAAACAAUUGAACAGCAGACACGCAUUAGGCCAGACUUAGAAGAAGAAGAACUACAAUGUGGAGAAGUAUUAUUUAUAGAUGGGUCAUCACGAAUAGUGGAAGGUAAACGAUUGUCCGGAUAUGCCAUCGUUAAGUCGGAAAAAGGAGAAUUUAAGACAAUAGAAUCAGGCCCCCUGAGUGCCAGCUGGUCGGCUCAAGCCUGUGAGCUGUAUGCAUUGUGGAAAGCAUUAGUGUCACUGAAGGGAAAGGAUGGAACUAUAUAUACAGACUCACGCUAUGCGUUCGGAGUAGUACACACUUUUGGAAAAAUAUGGGAGGAAAGAGGAUUUGUUAACUCACAGGGAAAAGAACUGAUACACCCGGAAUUAAUUCGGCGAGUUCUGGGGGCAUUGAAAAUGCCGAAUAAAAUAGCAGUUGUACAUAUAAAGGGACACCAGCGAGGUACAAGUUAUCAAAUUAGGGGAAAUAAUGCAGCUGAUACAGAAGCAAAACGAGUGGCAGGCAAUUAUGGUAUGAUUUUGACUAUGCAACAAGUACCUGUUAGUAAAAAUUUAAGUUUUGAGUCUGCAGAAAAGGAAAAACUAGAACAAAUGGGAGCUAAGGAACAAGAUGGUAAGUACAUAUUGCCAGAUGGGAGGGAAGUCUUGCCGAAGGGCAUAGCACUCGAGAUAUUUUCAAAAAUACACAGUAAAACACACUGGGGAACCCAGGCGUUAGUUGAUCAUUUCAAUCAACAGUUUGCCAGUAUAGGCGUAUAUAACAUAGCAAAGAUAGUCACGGCAGGCUGCGAGACCUGUCAAAAGGUUAAUCGAAGCAACAUGAGACAAAAACCUCUUGGAGGACGUUCCCCAGCAUACAGACCUUUCUCACACAUACAAGUGGAUUUUACUGAACUACCCAGGGUAGGGCGUUACAAACAUUUAUUAGUAAUGGUGGAUCAUUUAACACAUUAUGUUGAGGCUUUUCCUACCUCCAAGGCAACUGCUAACCAGGUUACUAAAGUGUUACUUGAACACAUUAUACCUCGAUAUGGAGUACCUGAAGUAAUCGACUCGGACAGAGGAACACACUUGGUGUCAAAAAUUGUUAAAGAUCCAGCUGAAAGCUUGGGGAUUAAGUGGGAAUACCAUACACCAUGGCAUCCACAAAGUGUAAGGUAUGCCAGGAUAAAUGGUAGACACAUUGUGAAUGUGGAUACCCUCCAAUAG